GUCAGAGUGAUGACUAUGCAAAAUUGCAAAUUCACACAAUUUUUUUCAUCAUGUAAUAAUCAUGAUCGUAUAUUAUUUUACAUAAUCAAGAAAUAUUUGUUCUCAAUUUCUCAGAACCAUUGCCAGUUAGAUUCUACAAUUCUGGCUAAUUCAUCUGGAUUGUUCGUGAUAUCUAUGGUUUGGAUACUUUGUAUAGCGUUUUGACAGAAUGAUCCAUCUCUCAUAUAAAUCACCCCACUGUUAAAUGCAUCCAGGAUUAUUAUUACAUCCUAAUUAGCUUAAAAGAUAAGAAAUAUAUAACACAAUAGCAUUAAUAUUUUAUAUCAAUCCAAUAUUACAUAGCCUGCUUGCAGCCUGAAAUUUAAAAGGGGACUGAAAUAAAUUUCCUGAAAGCAGGCUAAAUAUUAUAAAGAGCAUUAAAAAUUUAAAAUAGUUAUUCUAAUUAUCAAGCAAUACGCAUAUUAAUAAACAUAAUCAACUCCAGAAUAUUAACUUGCAAAUAAUUUGUUCUAAAUACUAUCCAAAUCUAGCUAUUCUUGAUUGGAAUUUCUUUUAUUUUCUUCUAAUUUUGCUUCAAGCUUGUCCACCAAUGCCUGCGCAGUCCUCACACCCUCUUUCCGAGCUUUGCGAACAUUGUCAAAUCCUUCUGAAUCUACAGUAUCUAAAUCCAGCAGUAUCUUCAUUAGAGUCUCGCUAAUAUAUAAAUAGUUCUUGUUUUGAGCUGGAUCUACAAACUCUGCAAUUUUUUCUUCCAUUCCUUCCAUUUUUUGAACAAUCGAUUUUAUCCUUACAAGUUUGAUGUCUGCAGGGGAAGGAGGAUCGCACUGGCUUAAGCGUUUGGAUUGCCGUCUAUGUGUGUUCUUUGGAGAGGUGUAUGAUAUUGGUAUUUCGGUACUGUCGUUUUCUGAUUCAGUUGUUUGGGAAGAACCUUCGGUUGUUUGGGAAAAGUAUUUGGUGUUUGAAUCAUCAUUUGAUUGUUGUUCCAUAUUUUCUUUUUCAGGGAUUAUUUUUGAUUGUUUUCCAGUUUUAACAUUCAGUGCCACAUUGCUAUGUUCUGUUUUAGUUUCAGUAUCAGAAGCAACCUCGUUAGCAUUGCUUGCUUCGUUUACCUUCCUUUGUGGUCGUUUAGGCUCUUCGUUAUCAUAGCUAAUAUCAUGAUGUGCUUUAGACUUCUGUUUUGGCAUAUGUUUAUGUUUGUGAUGUUUGUGGCUUGCUCUAUCCAUAUGUUGUACCGGUAUGUCCCAGCCAUCAUAACCGAAAUUACUCCUUGGUGCUCUUCUCUGUUCCUCAGUGUCAUAGAUAUCCUCUUGUGCCCCCUCAUCAUCAAAGCUGUGUUUUUCGGGAGAUUGUCUGUCAUAUUCCCGUUGCCUUUCACUAUACUUCGGUCUGUAAUGUUGCUUUCUAGCAGGAUAAUCGUAGAAAAACUCUGGAUCCUCCCACUGCCCAAAUACACUAGGCUGUCGUCUGCCACUGCUUUGGCAAUUUCGUCUGUGUUGUGGUCGCCGUACAUCGCCCCAGUCGAAAAACGGAGAGUCGUCAAAGAUAAUAGGAAUAUUGAAGCUCAUGCUGAGUCACAAUUUCACUUCAAAAUAUCACUAAAAAGUUGAAAACGAACUGAAAUUCCACUACUUAUCUGUUUCUCUUCUCAGCUGACUCAUGACCUUGCGAAGGAAAGAUCUAGAACCACAUACCAAAUAUGGCAUUAAUACUCGUCUCUGAUUGGUUGAAUGGUGGUAUUCCUUGAAUCCGAUUGGUUCUCGUGGAGUUCUAAAAAUAGAAAAAACAUUUUCUCCUCUUCACCAUAUUGCUGUCAUGAUAUAAAAGCGAAAAUUUCGAUAUUGUAGGAAACUAUUUGAACAAAAACCUCGGAAACAUUAGCAGUUCAUCAGUUUAGAAAGCAUGGGAAAAGAUUAUUAUAAAAUUCUCGGCGUAUCACGCACAGCAACGGACGAUGAGAUCAAAAAAGGCUACAGAAAAAUGGCUUUGAAAUAUCAUCCUGAUAAAAACAAGGACCCAGAUGCAGAGGAUAAAUUCAAAGAAGUUGCCGAAGCUUUUGAAGUGUUAAAGGAUAAAGACAAACGAGCUGUAUACGAUAAGUACGGAGAAGACGGACUGAAAGGACAGCCUAGUUUUGGAGGUGGAGCUGGGGGGUUCCAAGGAAUGCCAGCUAAUUUUACAUUUUUCAACGGAGAUCCGUUCAAAACAUUUAACGACUUCUUCGGAGAUGAAGACCCCUUUAAAGGUAUGUGUUGCUAUAUAGUUCAAAAAUUUAGUUUAUAUCAACAUAGUUCCCUUCUAUAAUAUUCAUGUCCAAAACAAGCCCUUCAUAUUUGACUAUUAAUGUGGUCAGCUGGUGUAGAGGAGUAUACCCCUUUCACCCUUUGCUGCCAUCAUAAAUUUGGGGGGGGGGGGGCACUUGGAUACAUAAUUUACCCGUAAAUUAUGGUGUUGGCAGUUUUUGCAUGAAAUUGAUAUGCCAUUUGUAUAAUUUCAAGGAUGAAUGGUGACCCAGUGAUCUUAAAUGGCUCUUUUUUAUCUUCCCCACUUGCAGCAUAUGAUUCGUGUACUCCAGAACUUUGAGUCAUGGUGAAAAGUACCUUGGCACAAAACAUUUAGUCAAAUUUGUCUUAGACAGCGGCAGAUUGAGAGAUACAAUUACCUGAAAAAUACAAUCAGAACUUCAACAUUCGGGUGAACCCUUUCAUCGGGAAGUUACACCUGUAUUCUGAAAGCAGUCAAAGAGUGGAGGUGUAAUCUGAGCUUCCCUUGACUGUCAAUGCUGUUUUUGAAUAGCUGGAGGGUGAGUUGUCACAUAGUAAGGUAUGACACUAACCCUCCAGCUAUUCAAAAACAGCAUUGACAGUCAAGGGAAGCUCAGAUUACACCUCCACUCUUUCUUUGAGUGUGAGCUUUUAGAAUACAUGUGUUAGAUCCCGACAAAGGACCUUCACUUGAAACGUUGAAGUUCUGCUUGUUUUCAAUUAGUUGUAUCUCUGGCACAGACCAUUUGAAAUCAUAUUUCUCGUGUAUUUUCAGAUUUCCUCAAAAACAGUGGUUUUGGUUCUCAUGCUUUUGGUGGAGCAGGUCCGAGCAUGUCAGCCUUUCCUUCAAAUUUUGGUAGUCUUGGUGGUAUGUUUGGGCAGUCACACUCAGCAGAAAACCUUCCAUCCCGGGUGGCGAAAGACCCACCUAUCUACCGAAACCUGCCCAUCAGUCUGGAGGACUUACUAAAUGGUACAACAAAGAAAAUGAAAAUUACAAGAAACGUCACAGAAGGUGGAAUGACAUUUGAAGAAGAGAAGGUUUUAACAGUUGAUAUUAAGAAAGGUUGGAAGGCUGGAACUAAAAUAACAUUUCCCAAGGAAGGUGAUCAGAAACCUGGAACAACUCCUGCUGAUAUCAUCUUUGUAAUAAAAGAUAAGCCGCAUGACCUAUUCACACGGGAUUCAGACAAUAACUUGCUACACACAUGUAAACUAUCGUUAAAAGUGGCCCUUAUAGGAUCAACGGUUAAGAUUCCAACACUGGAAGGAAGAACAGAGAACGUACAAUUAAAUUCAGUGACACAGCCAGGAACAACAAAAAGGAUAAAUGGUAAGGGGCUUCCGCUGCCGAAGACACCCAAUCACCGUGCUGACUUGUUAGUGAAAUUCGAAGUGCAAAUUCCAGAAAAUUUGUCACAGAGGGAAAGGGAAGCUUUAGGAAGAAUGUUGCCAUAAGUUGCAAAACUUGCAUCAAUUGUUUAAAAAGUUUCAAAAAAUUGUUCCUCUCUUAAAAUAAAUUACAUGUGCUUAUUAUGACUUGCAGUGUCUCUUGGAGGAAUUGCUUUUUAAUAUGUAUAUAUAUAUAUGUCAGCUAUUUAUUUUAGCUUAUGAUUGGAGUGUUAUAAUUUUUUAUUAAGUGUGUUGUGGAGAGAAUUAUUAUGUAUUUUGUGUGCAGUUAUCAAAUAAAGGAAAUAUAAUUGUGAUUUGAAGUAUUACUUUGGGCAUAGUUAAUUCUGUUUUGCAUCAACAGUAGUUUAACUCCUCAACUUGCUGGGCUGACUACCCACCAAACAAGAGAUACUUUCCAGUAUUCGAAAUGGGUCCUGCUGCACCUGUCCUAAUCACGUUUACCUUAAAACCAGGGAUGCCAGAACAACGGGUGCAGCACUACAGCAGGUGCACGUGUACCCUUUUGUAAUCACAACUUUCUGGGUGCGAUGCAUCGGUGGUACAAUGUGGGUGCAGACUUCGUUGCACCCAUACCCUCAAUACACCCAGAAAGUUGUGUCUGUUGUGAUUACAAAAAGCAAUGAUUACACCUAUGCUUCUGGCAUUCCUGCUUAAAACAGUGGAGAAUGGUAACAGUAAUACACACAAAGUUUAACCAGUCAAUAUAAUUGUGAUAUGUAAUUACUUUAAUAAUAUCAAUCUUUAACAUAUUUACAUUAUUACAAACAUCUUUACAACUGUACUCCAAAACUUAUUCCCAAUGCACUUAAAUUGGACAGUGACACAACGUCGAGGCUGACAAGUGAUAAAACCGCACGUAUCUAAGAUUGAAUAAAGUAAGGCGCAUAGGUAUGAGUCGGCAUAUGAUGCGAAUUAUUCAUUAUUUAUAGAAACCAUAGUUGUGAAUGCAUUCAAGGAAAUUUGGGUUGAAACGAUCGACACAUCGUCCUCGAUGCAUUGACUCUGUAGGUAAACGUUUCUCAUCGAUAUUCUUCGUAACAAUGAAGUAUAUUACCAAUCAAGCAGUCUUUGCUGGUCAUUUCUGCCUAGUUCAGGCUUGAAAUACCCUAAACCAAAGUAUUUAACACAGUUCUGUUAUCAUUCAUGUCAUGUAUUCACAUUCGUGCAGAAUUAUAAGGCGAGCCUAGGAACUGAUCCGCAAUUCUUCCAGCCUCUCUGAGCCCACUGAGUAAUGCACCAUGUACAGUGGCAGGGUAGUUUCGUAUGGUAUGUUCACCAGCAAAAAAUACUCUUGGCUGUGCAGGCCCCAUGCCUGCCACUGGAGUGCUGUUCGCGACUGGUGAAGCCAUGAGAUCAUAGUCGUUGCCCGAGGAGCCCGCCGCAACGUACGAAUACGAACCGCGAGACCACUCGUCUGAUUUCCAACGGGUUACCACGGUUUCUCUGGGCUGCAAGAGAAAUUUGUUUCACAAGAGUUAAA
This is a messenger RNA of Paramuricea clavata, 5154 nucleotides long. The record is from the annotation of a GenBank genome assembly. Lineage: Eukaryota; Metazoa; Cnidaria; Anthozoa; Malacalcyonacea; Plexauridae.